UCUCUGUUGGAGACCCAACCCAGCCCAGUCCGGCCCGGCCUGGACCGCACUAUGGAGGAGGAGGAGGCGUCCCCGGCCCCGUGCUACUCUAUAAUCCUCCUCCUGGCGGCGGUAGCUGUGGCAGAGGCCGCGGUGGGGCCGGUACCUGGCACUUCGGGUGCCUUAUGUUGUUAUCAUGCAAAAGAUAACCUAAUGUGUCGUGAUGUUUGUGAACAGAUUUUAUCCUCAAAAAGUGAAUCCCGUCUAAGACACCUUUUACAGAGAGCACCAGGCUAUUGUCCAGAAUCAAUGGUUGAUGUUUGGAAUUGUAUGAACUCUUCUUUACCAGGUGUUUUUAAGAAGUCUGAUGGCUGGGUUGGCUUAGGCUGUUGUGAACUGGCUAUUGUUUUGGAAUGUCGACAGGCAUGCAAACAGGCUUCUUCCAAGAAUGAUAUUUCCAAAGUUUGCAGAAAAGAGUAUGAGGAAGUCUGCCAAUAUGUGUUGAUGGAGGACGGGAGAGGAAAGAAUGCCCUUUUCAGUUGCAUUAGCCGAAAUGAAAUGGGCUCAGUUUGUUGUAGUUAUGCUGGUCAUCACACAAACUGCCGGGAAUAUUGUCAAGCCAUUUUUCGAACAGACUCUUCUCCUGGACCAUCUCAGAUCAAAGCAGUUGAAAGUUACUGUGCUUCCAUUAGUCCACAGUUAAUACACUGUGUGAACAACUAUACCCAGUCUUAUCCAAUGAGGAAUCCAACAGAUAGUUUAUAUUGCUGUGACAGAGCUGAAGACUUUGCCUGCCAAAAUGCUUGCAAGAGAAUUCUCAUGUCAAUGAAGACAGAACUUGAAAUUGUUGAUGGACUCAUCGAAGGUUGUAAAACAAUGCCUCUGCCACAGGAUCCACUCUGGCAGUGUUUUCUUGAAAGUUCAAGGUCUGUUCACCCUGGUGUCACUGUAUAUCCACCUCCUUCAACAGGCCUUGAUGGAGCCAAAUUACAUUGCUGUUCUAAAGCAAAUACUUCCACAUGUAGGGAACUGUGCACCAAGCUGUAUAGUAUGAGCUGGGGCAAUACACAAAGCUGGCAAGAGUUUGAUCGAUUUUGUGAAUAUAAUCCAGUAGAAGUUUCCAUGCUGACCUGUUUAGCAGAUGUUCGAGAGCCUUGUCAGCUAGGCUGUAGAAAUCUUUCUUACUGCACUAAUUUUAACAACAGGCCAACAGAACUUUUUAGAAGCUGUAAUGCUCAGUCAGACCAAGGGGCAAUGAAUGACAUGAAGCUAUGGGAAAAAGGAAGCAUAAAAAUGCCAUUUAUAAACAUACCUGUUCUGGACAUUAAAAAAUGUCAGCCUGAAAUGUGGAAAGCAAUUGCUUGCUCCCUGCAGAUUAAACCUUGCCAUAGUAAAUCCAGAGGAAGCAUUAUUUGCAAAUCUGAUUGUAUAGAGAUUCUUAAGAAAUGUGGAGAUCAAAAUAAGUUUCCUGAAGACCACACAGCUGAAAGCAUUUGUGAGCUUCUGUCUCCUACAGAUGACUUGGAGAACUGUAUACCUUUAGAUACGUAUCUUAGGCCAAGUUCCUUAGACAGCAUUGUAGAAGAUGUUACUCAUCCCUGUAAUCCAAAUCCUUGUUCUGCUAAUGAAUUAUGUGAAGUGAAUCGAAAAGGAUGUCAGUCUGGUGAUCCAUGUCUUCCUUAUUUUUGUGUUCAAGGUUGCAAAUUAGGAGAAGCUUCUGAUUUCAUUGUCCGGCAAGGAACACUUAUCCAGGUACCAUCAUCUUCAGGAGAAGUUGGUUGUUAUAAAAUUUGUACUUGUGGACAAAGUGGACUGUUAGAAAACUGUAUGGAAAUGCACUGUAUAGACCUGCAGAAGUCUUGUAUUGUUGGAGGGAAAAGAAAAAGCCAUGGAACAUCUUUUAACAUAGAUUGCAAUGUAUGUUCCUGCUUUGCUGGCAACUUGAUAUGCUCUACCCGCAUGUGCCUAAAUGAACACAGCUCAGAAGAUGAUCAUCACACAUUUACAGGUCUACCAUGCAACUGUGCAGAUCAGUUUGUCCCUGUGUGUGGGCAGAAUGGACGCACUUAUCCAAGUGCAUGCAUUGCACGAUGUGUUGGUCUUCAGGACCAUCAAUUUGAAUUUGGAUCAUGUGUCUCAAAGGAUCCAUGUAAUCCUAAUCCCUGUCAAAAAUCUCAAAGAUGCAUACCAAAACCUCAAGUUUGCCUGACCACUUUUGAUAAAUUUGGGUGUAACCAAUAUGAAUGUGUGCCUCGACAACUCAGCUGUGAUCAGAUUCGGGAUCCUGUUUGUGAUACAGACAAUGUUGAACAUAACAACCUCUGCACUUUAUACCAAAGAGGAAAAAAUGUGUCUUACAAAGGCCCAUGCCAGCCCUUCUGUAAAUCAGCAAAACCUGUUUGUGGACACAAUGGUGAAACCUACAGUAAUGUGUGUGCUGCCUACUCUGAUCGGGUAGCUGUGGACUACUCUGGCCCCUGUCAGGCUGUAGGAGCUCUCUCAGAAUACAGCUCUUUCACGGAGUGUGCUGCAGUCAAAUGUCCUCCUCUCCCAGCAACUGGAUGCAAACCACUCAUCUCACCUGGUGCAUGUUGCCCAUUGUGUGCAGGGAUGUUAAGAAUUUUAUUUGACAAGGAAAAGUUGGAUACAAUUGCUAAGGUAACAACCAAAAAACCCAUAACUGUUCUAGAAAUACUUGAGAAAAUUCGCUUACACAUUUCAGUUCCGCAGUGUGAUGUAUUUGGCUACUUAAGCAUUGAAUCAGAAAUAGUGAUUCUGAUCAUACCUGUCGAUCAUUAUCCAAAAGCAUUACAGAUUGAGGCUUGUAAUAAAGAAGCAGAAAAGAUUGAGUCACUGAUCAAUUCUGAUAGCCCAACUCUGGCAUCACAUGUUCCACUUUCAGCACUUAUCAUCUCCCGGGUGCAAGUUUCGAGUAGCCUUCCAUCUGCUAGCACAAAAACUCUGCCUCUCUAUGGUUUCUUUUUCUUCACCAUUGAACUUGCCUUAUUAGUUUUGCAUGGCACAUAACUGCUUACAAAACGUGCAAAACAAAUUGUCUAUGAAAUGUUUAUUGUGAAAGACAUUCAGGACUGAUCGUCUUUAUUAUGGCAAUCACCAAGUAAAAGCACAUGUCACU
Messenger RNA from Gracilinanus agilis (Agile Gracile Mouse Opossum), 3115 nucleotides. It is a transcript of the gene RECK, whose product is annotated as reversion inducing cysteine rich protein with kazal motifs. Gene Ontology annotation, biological process: extracellular matrix organization; blood vessel maturation; sprouting angiogenesis. Gene Ontology annotation, molecular function: metalloendopeptidase inhibitor activity; protein binding. Bases 52 to 3006 code for a protein of 984 amino acids. The transcript has 22 exons. NCBI's taxonomy places the organism in Eukaryota, Metazoa, Chordata, Mammalia, Didelphimorphia, Didelphidae. Gene Ontology annotation, cellular component: plasma membrane. The record is from RefSeq and is a predicted model, not a curated record.